AUGUAUUUCGGCAAGGAAGAUUCUCCCGCCGUCGGGACAUCGCAAGCGACUGCUAUCAGUUAUGGCGCGGAUACAAAAGGCAACUCCAUCCAUCAACGCUCGUUUGGCACCGCUGCAGAGCGAGCCCGGCGCCAUUUAAACGCAAAGCUAGCCAAUCCGCUUGCUGGUUAUACUCUAGAAGAGCUGCGCAGGCAAGGAAUUGACUUCGCCAUUAACCAUCACAUGGUAGACGAAGAAGAUAUACGUGCUUUUGCCAUGGGGGCCAUGCUCGCUCAAAAGCCGGAGAAAUACGCAGAGGUUCCUGGUCUAACGCCGCAGGAGCUAGAGGUCCUGAGGAAUGAAUUUGCUCAUCGUUGGUCGCAGCCAUGGACGAUGUACCUUGUCAUUUUUCUGUGCUCCCUCUCUGCUGCCGUACAAGGAAUGGAUGAAACCGUGGUUAACGGCGCCCAAAUCUUCUACAAACAUCAAUUUGGCAUCGACGGCUCGGACUCCCGUUCCAACUGGUUGCUCGGACUGGUUAACUCAGCACCAUACCUGUGUUGUGCCGUCAUCGGCUGCUGGCUGACGGUGCCUUUCAACGCAUGGUUUGGCCGUCGGGGAACCAUCUUCAUCACAUGCUGUUUCUCUGCACUUACUUGUCUUUGGCAAGGAUUCGUCAACACAUGGUGGCAUAUGUUUAUCUCUCGCUUUGCGCUGGGCUUCGGGAUAGGUCCAAAGUCGGCAACUGUUCCCAUCUACGCCGCCGAAACGGCUCCUCCUGUCAUCCGUGUGCCUGAUUCUUCGGGGAUUGUCGGCCUCAACUGGCGUAUGAUGAUGGCUUCAGCCAUGUUCCCUGCUCUCCUAGUCUGCUGUUUUGUCUUCACUUGCCCAGAAUCUCCACGUUGGUACAUAUCGAGGGACCGCUAUGAUAAAGCGUAUGAGUCAAUGUGCAGUUUGCGCUUCAACAAGGUCCAGGCAGCGCGCGACUUGUACUAUAUGCAUACAUUGCUGCAGGCCGAGACUAGUAUGAAGCUUGGUCAGAACAAGAUCAUUGAGCUUAUCAGGGUACCCCGUAACCGACGUGCAAUGAUUGCAUCGGAACUAGUGAUGUUUAUGCAACAAAUCUUCCUGCAAUCCUCGGGGCCGGAAAAUAUGUUGACGGUCGAGAAUCAACUGAGGGCAUUGGCAGCGUCUUUUGGGUGGGGGAUGAUCAACUGGCUCUUUGCCAUUCCCGCCGUUUAUACAAUUGACACAUUCGGCCGCCGCAACCUUCUCCUCACCACAUUUCCUCUAAUGGCAUUGUCGAUGUUCUUCACCGGCUUCAGCUUCUGGAUACCCGAAGACACAAAGAAUGCCCGAAUGGGGUGUAUUGCUCUAGGUACAUACCUCUUCGGAAUUGUUUAUUCUUUCGGGGAGGGACCGGUGCCAUUCACCUAUUCGGCCGAAGCCUAUCCGCUCUACGUGCGUUCCUACGGUAUGGCCUUAGCUACCUCGACAACCUGGCUAUUCAACUUCACCCUAGCCAUCACUUGGCCUUCCCUCCGCCACGCGUUCACGCCUCAAGGAGCUUUCAGCUGGUACGCCGGUUGGUGUAUUGUCGGCUGGUUCCUGAUUCUCAUGUUGAUGCCCGAGACCAAAGGAAAGACGCUCGAGGAAUUGGAUCAGGUGUUUUCGGUGCCCACGCGCUUCCAUGUCAGGUACGGGCUGCGUCAGAUUCCUUACUUCAUAAGAAGCAACGGGACAACGACCCAGGCCGCGGUGGUUUGCGCGGUUUGCGCGGUUUGCUCUGCCCCUCAAAAGAACUUUUACCAGAAUGGAGUCCGAACCACGGGCCGCGCCUUUCACUCCCCCAACUGGCGUAUGAAGGGUGAAGAGAGCCCGAGUGCGCAGAGCGCCGGGUCCCCGGGCCCCAAGACCAGCACCUCGAGACUCGCCUUCAGCAGACCCAGCGCGCACGUGCCGCAGGCCAUCUCUGAGGGACGCCGUCUCUAUGUGGGUAACAUGCCCUACACGGCCAAGUCGGAGGAUGUGCAAGCACUCUUUACCGCUGCCGAGUUCACAAUCGAGCGUAUCGAUAUCGCCAUUGACCCCUUCACGGGCCGCAACCCCUCAUACUGCUUUGUGGAUCUGGAGACAAAGGAGCUGGCCGAGCGCGCCAUGGUCGAGUUGGAUGGCCGGGACAUGCUGGGCCGUCCGGUCAAGAUCAAGCCUGGUGUCGUGAAGUCUCCCAGUGAGCGGUCGCAGCAGCAGCAGCAGCAGCAACAGCAGCAACAGCGCGUAGAUGGCUCUCCUCGCGAUGUGCGCAGCUCGCCUUUCAGUGCUGACCGGUGGCGCCGUGGCGAUGAGGCCCCCUCUUCCCCUGCCAGACCUGCAAACAACGAUGCCAGCCGCCGUCUCUACGUUGGUGGCCUCCCCAAGUUGACCGAUCAGGACGCGCUCAACAUCAACAUCCGCAACUUCUUCAAGGGAUACAAUGUUGAGAAUGUCAGCAAGCAAUUCGCGCCUCACCCCGCCAAGCGGUUUGAGCCUGGUGACCACUACUACCUCUUCGUCGACUUUGACAGCGUCGAAGAGGCCGAGAACGCCAUGGGUGCUUUGCACCGCCAGGAGGGUCCCUGGGGCUCCAUGCUGCGCGUCCAGAGAGCUCGCGGAGAAACCAACUCCCAAGAAAGACGCCCCAAGGAGGGGGUGGUGUUUCCUACCCCGAUACUCUCCCACAAGAGAUUCAUGACCUCCAUUCUCUGCCUCGUCCUACGUCCGGUCCUCAACCCAUGGCUCGGGAGGCUUAUCGAAAAAUGA
Messenger RNA from Aspergillus homomorphus CBS 101889, 2778 nucleotides. RefSeq lists its product as uncharacterized. Gene Ontology annotation, biological process: transmembrane transport. The record is from RefSeq and is a predicted model, not a curated record. Gene Ontology annotation, molecular function: RNA binding; myo-inositol:proton symporter activity. NCBI's taxonomy places the organism in Eukaryota, Fungi, Ascomycota, Eurotiomycetes, Eurotiales, Aspergillaceae. Gene Ontology annotation, cellular component: membrane. The transcript has 9 exons. Bases 1 to 2778 code for a protein of 925 amino acids.